Messenger RNA from Trichoderma breve, 951 nucleotides. RefSeq lists its product as uncharacterized. The transcript is spliced from 3 exons. The record is from RefSeq and is a predicted model, not a curated record. NCBI's taxonomy places the organism in Eukaryota, Fungi, Ascomycota, Sordariomycetes, Hypocreales, Hypocreaceae. Bases 1 to 951 code for a protein of 316 amino acids.
AUGGCCAUAACAGAGAAGCCCAUUGUUCUGUAUCACUAUGCACAAUCUCCGUAUUCACAGAGAGUGGUGUGGUAUCUUGCUUUGAAGGGGAUCAAAUACCAACAAUGCAUUCAACCACGAAUUAUGCCUCGGCCAGAUAUUCAUCGUCUCGGCGUAAAAUACAGGCGCAUUCCCAUUCUCACAAUAGGCAGAGACGUCUACCUAGACACUCGCCUCAUCAUCUCAAAGCUCAAUGAACUACAACCAGGCCAAGAAACAGUCCAUCUCUCAGUCGCGACAACUCCAGAACAGCGAGCGCUGCAGCAGCUUCUUCAAGUAUACAUCAUGGAUUCCGGAUUUCAAAGAAACGUCGUGCAGCUUGUUCUAUUUAACCACAAGGGCCUUAAUGACCCGGCGUUUGUAAAAGAUCGUGCAGAGUUGAUAGGCGGCACGACCUUUUUCCCGCGGGAAGCUCUGGAGGCGAUGCGACCGGAGGCGGUUCGUGUGGUGAAGAACGGGUUUGAGUUUUUGGAGCGGACGUUGUUAUCUGAUGGGAGGGAGUGGCUUCUGGGAACUGAGAAGCCAAGUAUUGGUGAUAUUGAGGUUGCUUGGUCGUUGGUGUUUGCUUGGAUGGAGAGGUUUAAGAGUGUUGCGGCGGAAGCGCAGGAGGAUUUGGGCGAAGUGAAGACUUUGACUGGGGAUGAGGCUGCGGAGUUGAUCCUGGGGUCGGAGUUUUAUGAAGCUGAAGGACGGGUUAAUGAGGGAGAUCCGUUAGUUCAGCAUCUGGGGCUGAAGAAAGGGCAGUUGGUACGAGUUUGGCCAACGGAUACUGGAGUUAACCAUAAAGAACUGGGAGAGCUGGUGAGUAUUAAUGAGAAGGAGGUGGUUGUUGAGGCGAAAGCGGAGGAGAGCGGAUCAACAAGAGUUCAUGCUCAGAGACAUGGAUUUGCUGUGGCGGCUUAUGAGGAGUAA